CUGAGGCUGGAGAAUUUUCCAGCUAAUUCUUGAAUUUUUUUAAAAAAAAAUUUUUUUUCACCCUAGUUUGGCUGGGUGCUCCGUCUUACGGGGCCCCAAAUUUAUUUUGAAAAACCGCCAAAGUGUUAUGGGCAUGCGCAACUGCCUCCACGGCAACAAUAUGCCAGGACAACACAAUAUCCCCGCUGAAGUCGGCGAGCAGCCCGAGCAAGAACCUUUGGAGGCCGCAGGGGCAGCUGCCCCCGGUGCUGGGCCUGGCCCAGCCGAAGAAAUGGAGACCGAACCGUCUGACAAUGAGCCCGUCGCCGACGAGACUUGCACUGAGGUCUUUGGAACCCCUGAAGUCUCCAAAUCUGAGUCCCAGGGCCUCAACCAGGGCAUCGAGGAGGUCCGAGUGGGUGGAGACUACAGCCCACCUCCAGAGGAAGCCAUGCCAUUUGAGACCAAACAGUCCAGCCUCGGAGAUUUCUGGCCCACCUUGGAGCAGCUUGGAACAUCUGGGACCCAAACAGGCAUCAAAGCCUUUAAUCCAGCGCUUUUGGAGCCCAGGACCCCCAGUGGUGAGAACCCAGGCCUGGGAACCUACAGCCCCCCACCAGAAGAAACCAUGCCAUUUGAGUUCAACGAACCUGCCCAGGAAGAUCGUCGCCAGUUGCGCUUGCAAGUCCCAGACCUUGCUCCAGGAGGUCCGGAGGCAGGAGUCGUCAAAGCUCUUCCCGCGGAGCCCGGGAACCUCAGAUUUGCAAACGCUGGCUUCCGAGACGACUACAGUCCUCCACCGGAAGAAUCUGUGCCAUUUGGGCUUGAGAGAGAAGAAUUGGGGGGCGAUAGCCCACCCCCAGGACUCCCCCGAGUCAUCCCACAAAUCGGCAUUGGCGGCGAGUUCCCGGCAGCCGCGGUCCCGAGUGCGCUCAGCCUCGCUCCCGCCGAGAACGCGCCUCCCCUCUGGGUCCACAGCGCCAUUGACAGACCAUUCAGCGAGGCUAUCAGAUCUCCUCCUAACUUCGCAUGCGACAACCCCCCAAUGGAGAUCUCCAGACCCCAGCUUGAGAUUGGCAGAGCCUCCACUAGGGUCGACGACGACACCACUGUCAAUAUGGACGGCCCCCCAAUCGCAAGUGAUGGCCCGCCCAUCGAAGUCUCCGGAGCCCCAGAUAAGAGCGAGUGCGCAGAGAGACCCCCAGUUGAGCGAGAAGCAGCCGAGAUGGAAGGAAGCCCUACCACCGCAGCUGCGGAGGAAGGAAAAGUCCCUUCUCCCGAGAGAAGAGACGGAUCCUUCGCCGAGCCAGAAGCCAUGGAUGCCAAGCCAGCCCCUGCUGCCCAAGCCGUCGCUACCGAACCUGAACCUGACGCCGCCGCCGCCGCCGCCGCCGCCAGCGGAUCUCCUCCGGCCCCAGCAACACCCACGGAUCUCCAGACCGAUUCUGAACAAGAAGUCGGAGCAGCCCCUGCUGUCCGAGCUGAGCCUGACGGAGGGGCAGCCCCGGUCGCCCCAGCCAGCCCUGCCGAGCCUGAAGACGACGGCGGAGUUCCAGCAGCCAGCGGAGUUCCAGCAGCCAGCGGAGUUCCAGCAGCCGAGCCAGCCUCCGAGGCAGUCCCUGCCACCAAGGCCGAGUCUGCCUCCGGGGCAGCCCCUGCCGCCCAGGUGGAGCCCGCAGCAGCGGCAGUCUCUGCCACCCCGGCGGAGCCUGCCGCCCGGGCAGCCCCUAUCACCCCUCCGGAGCCCGCUCCCCGGCCAAUCCCCACUGCUAGAGCCCAUCCAGCUGCCGGGGCAGUCCCUGGUGCCCCAGCAAUGUCAGCCUCCGCUAGGGCAACUGCCGCUAGGGCAGCCUAUGCAGGUCCUCUGGUCUGGGGAGCCAGGUCACUCUCCGUUACUCCCGCCGCCCAGGCAUGCCUUCCUGCCCGCGCAGCUGCCGCCGCCCGGGCAGCCUCUGCUGCCCGGGCAGUCGCUGCCGGCCACUCAAUCUCUACCGCCCGAGCAAUGGCUAUUGGCAGAAUCCCUACCGCCCCAAGCAGGGCCCAUCUUAGACCCCCCAGCCCCGAGAUCCAGGUGGCUGAUCCGCCUACUCCGAGGCCUGCUCCGAGGCAGCCCGCCUGGCCAGACAAGUACGAGCGUGGCCGAAGCUGCUGCAGGUACGAGGAGGCGUCGUCCGUCAUCUGCGAGAUCGACUCCUCUAGUGAUGAGUCGGAAGAAGGGGCCAACGGCUGCUUCCAGUGGCUUCUGCGACGAAACCGCCGCCCCGGCCAGCCCCGGAGCCACUCGGUCGGAUGCAACCCAGUGCGCAACUUCUUCGCCAGAACCUUUGGAAGCUGCUUCGGUCUCUCCGAGAGAUCCCGUUCCCUCAGCCCGAGGAAGGCAAAGGAUCCUUUCGAGGAGAGGCGCAAACAGAUGCGCAAAGAAGCCAUUGAGAUGCGAGAGCAGAAGCGCGCAGAUAAGAAACGCAGCAAGCUCAUCGACAAGCAACUGGAGGAGGAGAAGAUGGACUACAUGUGUACGCACCGCCUGCUGCUUCUAGGGAGAAAAGUGGUGCCGAGCCACGCUGAGGGUCGUUACCGGCCGGAGGCCAGCGCCGGCGCCAGCGAUCCUAGGCUGGACAGGCGGGGGCGUGAGGUGAGCCAGGAACUGCUGGGGUGGGCCCUUCGGGGCUCCCCCGGUUAUGUUCGUGACCGCGGUGGGCUAGGGCCAUCCGGGUGCGCGCCCCCGCCUCGCCUGCUGCUUCGACUCAGACAGCUUGUUGUUGGUGUGUGUUGGUGUCCAUUUUCUGUGUUCGCCUGUGCAUGACAUGCUCAGUGUGUCCCAGUUUUCAUCCAUAGCACCUUCAAUGUACCCGCCGAUUGUGUAUUUGUACUCAAAAAUGGGCUGUCUUGUGAUUUGCGCCACGGCGCGAGCAAAACUUUCCGUGUUGACACACUCUGUGGAACCUCUGUGCGGACUCUCAGCAGCGAGCAGAGAGAAAACACGCAGCAAAGGUGGCUGGGCAUCCUGGGUAAUAUG
Molecule: messenger RNA, 2995 nt
Organism: Myodes glareolus (Bank vole)
Lineage: Eukaryota; Metazoa; Chordata; Mammalia; Rodentia; Cricetidae
Product: guanine nucleotide-binding protein G(s) subunit alpha isoforms XLas-like
Source: RefSeq, a predicted model, not a curated record